Mesoplodon densirostris (Blainville's beaked whale) is the source of this 2339-nucleotide messenger RNA. RefSeq names its product zinc finger protein 502 (gene ZNF502). The record is from RefSeq and is a predicted model, not a curated record. Lineage: Eukaryota; Metazoa; Chordata; Mammalia; Artiodactyla; Ziphiidae. Bases 216 to 2339 code for a protein of 707 amino acids. The transcript is spliced from 5 exons.
UGAGCCUGCGCCCUGGGUUUCCGUGUACCUCCGGGACCGUGGUCGCCGCCCCGCUGGGAGCCGCCGGACAUCACGCCUACACACUGAGCUAUGCCUGAAGAAAAGAUUUUGAAUUGAUAAGACAUCUUGAAGAAAGGACAAUCAGCAUAUCUCUAGGGCUCCCAGUUUUUCAACCUUGAAGUCUUUUACAAUCAAAGCAAAGAGAAGAUUUGUGGAUGUCGAAUAUGCAAGGAGCUGAAGAGAGAGAGAUUGAAAGAGAGAUUUGUCCAGGUUGGGUGAACAAGCCUGCUCCAGAGCAGGAUGGCUCUGAAAUUGAUUUGCCAGGGAUAGCAACAAAGAGAUUCCAAGAGUAUGAAUACCAGGAUUCUACAUUUGAAGAAAAAUAUGUAUGUGAGAGCAUGAAGGAAAACCCUCCCAGAGAGGUUCCUGGACCAUGCCUUUUCCAAGAAGGUUUUGGGGGAAUAGCUUUCAUCCACAAGGAAGCACCUCCAGAAAUGAUUAGACAAGAAUAUAAUUUUGAGAGAAGCCUGCUUUUGACCUCAAGCCUUGUUACACAUCUCAGGGUUUCUACAGAAGAGAGCCUACAUCAGUGGGAGACAAGUAACAUAUACACCAAUGAGAUUUCAGACCAAAGUAAAUGUCCGAUCUUCUCUACACAGAAAAAAUCUUGGAAAUGUAGUGAAUGUGGAAAAACUUUUAAUCAGAGUUCAUCCUUUACCCAGCAUCAGAGAACUCAUACGAGACCCUACACAUGUGAGGAAUGUGGGAAAACUUUUAGUCGUAGCUCAUUCCUUGUUCGACAUCAAAGAAUUCACACCGGAGUGAAACCAUAUGGAUGUGAGCAAUGUGGGAAAACAUUUCGAUGUCGAUCAUUUCUUACUCAGCAUCAGAGAAUCCACACUGGAGAGAAACCGUAUAAAUGUAAUGACUGUGGGAAUUCCUUCCGCAAUCAUUCACAUCUCACUGAACACCAGAGAAUUCACACUGGAGAGAAACCUUAUAAAUGUAGUAGAUGUGGGAAGACAUUCAGUCAGAACACACACCUCAUUCAUCAUCAGAGAAUUCACACUGGUGAGAAACCUUAUUUAUGCAAUGAAUGUGGCUCUUCUUUUCGCAAACACUCAAAUCUUACACAACAUCAGAGAAUUCACACUGGGGAAAAACCCUAUAAAUGUGAUGAAUGUGGGAAGACUUUCCAUACAAAGGCAAACCUCUCUCAGCAUCAGAGAAUUCAUACUGGAGAGAAACCCUAUAAAUGUAAGGAAUGUGGGAAAGCGUUUUGUCAGAGCCCAUCCCUUAUUAAACACCAGCGAAUUCAUACUGGAGAGAAACCCUAUAAGUGUAAGGAAUGUGGCAAAGCUUUUGCUCAGAGCACCCCACUCACUAAACAUCAGAGAAUUCAUACAGGGGAAAGACCCUACAAAUGCAGUGAGUGUGGUAAAGCUUUCAUUCAGAGCAUUUGCCUUAUUCGGCAUCAGAGAAGCCACACCGGAGAAAAACCCUAUAAAUGCAAUGAAUGUGGGAAGGGCUUUAACCAGAAUACCUGCCUCACUCAGCAUAUGAGAAUUCAUACUGGAGAGAAGCCCUAUAAAUGUCAAGAAUGUGGGAAAGCCUUUGCUCACAACACGUCUCUUACUGAACAUCAUAGAACUCACACUGGAGAGAAACCCUAUGUAUGUACUGAAUGUGGAACUUGUUUCCGUAAACAGUCAAAUCUUACUCAACAUCUGAGGAUUCAUACGGGAGAGAAACCUUAUAAAUGUAAUGAAUGUGAGAAGGCCUUUCAAACAAAAGCAGUCCUUGUCCAGCAUCUGAGAAUUCAUACUGGGGAGAAACCCUAUAAAUGCGAUGAAUGUGGCAAAGCGUUUUGUCAGAGUCCAUCCCUUGUUAAACACCUGAGAAUUCAUACCGGAGAGAAGCCCUAUAAAUGCAGCGAGUGUGGCAAAGCCUUCAGUCAGAGCAUAUGCCUUACUCGUCAUCAGAGAAGUCAUUCUGGAGAUAGACCUUAUAAGUGUAACGACUGUGGGAAAGCCUUUAAUCAGAGUGCGUGCCUCAGGCAGCAUCAGAGAAUCCACUCAGGAGAGAAGCCCUACACAUGUACCAAAUGUGGUAAAGCCUUCACUCAGAACUCUUUGCUUGUUGAACAUGAGAGAACUCACACUGGAGAGAAACUUUUUAAGUGUAGUGAGUGUGAAAAAACCUUCCGCAAGCAAGCACACCUUAGUGAACAUUACAGAAUUCACACUGGAGAGAAAGCUUAUGAAUGUGCUAACUGUGGGAAAUCCUUCAGGCACAGCUCAGCACUUGCUCGACAUCAGAGGCUUCAUGCUGGGGAAUAA